Molecule: messenger RNA, 630 nt
Organism: Cordyceps fumosorosea ARSEF 2679
Lineage: Eukaryota; Fungi; Ascomycota; Sordariomycetes; Hypocreales; Cordycipitaceae
Product: Zeta toxin
Exons: 1
Coding region: 1-630 (209 amino acids)
Source: RefSeq, a predicted model, not a curated record
AUGGAAGUGCGGCUCAUCAUCAUAUCGGGCCGCGCAGGCUCGGGCAAGACCUCGACGGCACACGAAAUGUCGGAGCAGCUGAAGCGCCUCGAGGUGCGCCACGCGCACAUCGACGGCGACAACCUCGACGCCGUGUUCCCCGCCGACGCCGGCUCCGACAUGCUCCUCGCCAACCUCGCCGCGCUCUGGUCCAACUACUACCACCUGCGCGGCGUCGACCGCCUCAUCGUCUCCGGCACCGCCGCCGUGCUCGAGACGGAGCGCAUCGUCCGCACGCUGCGCCGCGUCACCGCCUCCAUCCCGACCCUGCACUUUUCCGCCUCCUCGUCGCCGCCGUCGCCGGGGGGCAAGGACUCGCCGCCGAGGCUGGGCGGCAAGGACGGCAGGAUGAUGCCCCCGGCGUCGGUCACGGCGAGGGCCUUCAUACUGCAGGUGCCGGACGCGCUGGCGGAGAGGAGGCUGCGGCAGCGAGAGGUCGGCUCGGAGCUGCCGGCGCUGCUGGCGGGGAGUCGGCGCAUGGCGGGCGUGCUGGAGAGUCAGGUGGGUGGCUGGGCGAGGCGCGUGCCGACGGACCAGAGGGAGGUCAAGGAGGUGGCGAUGGAUAUCCUGCGCACGGCUGGCUGGAUAUGA